CUUUGAUGUUUCUGAAGACACCAGUCUGUUUUGUGUGUGACUUCAGUCCAGUGAUUGACAGCUGAUGUGGCAUGACUCAGGAGGUGUCAGAGGAUGCUGUGGGCAGACGGGUGUGUUGUGAUGGUGAGAGAGGAACCGUGCGUUACGUGGGAACAGUUCCUCCCACCGCAGGUUUGUGGUUAGGAGUGGAGUGGGAUAAUGCAGACAGAGGCAAACAUGAUGGAAGCCAUGAUGGAGUGAGAUACUUUACCUGCAGACACCCGACGGGAGGCUCGUUCGUGCGUCCCAAAAAGGCCAGUUUUGGGGUGGAUUAUCUGACGGCUCUGAAACAGCGGUAUGAGGUGGAACUACAGGAGGUCAUCGGAGAAGAGGUGAAGAUCUCCACCAGAACUGUGAUGAUGGUUGGAUUCGAGGGCGUGAAACAGAAACAGAGGUUGGAAAAUCUGACGGAAAUCGGUCUCAGGAGGUGUGAGGUGUGCGGUCCAGGCCCAGAGAAUGAGAUCAGAAACACCACUCCGCUGGCUCAGUCUCUGGAUCUUUCUGGAAAUCUGCUGAGCUCGUGGGAGGUGGUGGCAGCUAUCGCAGAACAGCUGAACUCUCUGGAGAUUCUCCAGCUCAGUCAUAACAGAUUAAGUGUCUCCAGUAAGCCCAGUAGUUUAAGUCCCGUCUUCUCGUGUCUGAGGGUGCUGUCACUCAACAGCUGUGCGCUCACCUGGUCUCAGGUUCUUCAUUGCGCCGCCAUGUGGCAGAAGUUAGAGGAGCUUUAUCUCGCUGACAAUGACGUCACAGAAUUACUCCGACCAGAUCACGUUCUACAGACUUUGAGAGUUGUGGAUCUGAGCAAGAAUCAGAUCGUUCAAGAGACGCUGUUAGAGAUCUCACAUUUACCGCGGCUGGAGAAUCUCAAUCUGUCGUGUACGGGUCUGUCUGUCAUUCAGUUCACUGAUGUCUCAGCAGGCAACAAGACAUCAUCGUUUCCUGCACUGAAGGCUCUUUUUCUAGAUGACAACAACAUUUCAGAGUGGAUUGUAGUGAAUGAACUGGAGAAACUUCAGUGUCUGGUUCAGCUGUCGUGCAGGAGGAAUCCGAUCAUACAGAAAGAGAAGAAUCCAGAAACAUCUCGACAGAUCUUCAUCGCUCGUCUGAGUCAGCUCGACCUGCUCGACAUGAGACAGAUUCAUGCAGAUGAGCGGAGAGGCGCAGAGAUCGAUUACUGUAAGAUGUUUGCGUCCGCGUGGCUUCAGGCCGGAGGUCACAGUGAACCCGAGAAAAACCAGCUGAGCUGGGAGUUCAUCACACAACACCCUCGAUACCUUCAGCUCAUCCACAAGUACGGUGUUCCAAACAAGGACGAUGUGAGGGAAGAGAAGCCGUUCGCCUUAAAGAAUGAGUUAUUAACCGUAACCUUUGUUUGUCCAGAGGAUGCAGACAGAAAGCCCAUCGAGAAGAAGCUUCCAGGUUCAAUGAUUGUUCAGAAGGUGAAGGGUCUGUUACACCGUCUGCUGAAGUUACCCGGAGCCGAGUUCAGACUGGCAUACACCUGCUCCAAGAUGGCUGGCAGAGAGAUCGAGAUUGACAACGAUCUUAAGCCACUGGACUUUUAUUCUGUGGAAGACGGAGACAACAUUCUGGUGCGCUGGUCCUGAUGAAACUCCUGUGACAUAUGAACAUCGCACUGAUGAGAUUCAUACUGGAUCUUACUGACCACACGGCCGUCUGUGUUUAUAAUUCAGCACAAUAACUUCUCUUCAGAAAACAAUGUUACUGCUGUCAUCACUGUACAGAAUGCCACACGAUUACAUGUGACGCGUCAACUGAUCACAGUCAGUUAUAAUAAAACAAUCUUUCUUG
Triplophysa rosa is the source of this 1851-nucleotide messenger RNA. It is a transcript of the gene tbce, whose product is annotated as tubulin folding cofactor E. Bases 72 to 1646 code for a protein of 524 amino acids. Gene Ontology annotation, cellular component: cytoplasm. The transcript has 17 exons. The record is from RefSeq and is a predicted model, not a curated record. Lineage: Eukaryota; Metazoa; Chordata; Actinopteri; Cypriniformes; Nemacheilidae.